Messenger RNA from Mycena indigotica, 1701 nucleotides. RefSeq names its product Transcription factor. Lineage: Eukaryota; Fungi; Basidiomycota; Agaricomycetes; Agaricales; Mycenaceae. The record is from RefSeq and is a predicted model, not a curated record. The transcript is spliced from 7 exons. The coding region runs from base 1 to 1701 and encodes 566 amino acids.
AUGCCUGCCGAGAAUGAAAUGCAUGCCUCGGAGUUUACCCCAGAAGACGAUCAACACUUGGCAAAGUUCCUUGCGACGCAUGAACGCGGCAGGACUGGCCAGAGACUGUAUGAUCGUUUGGUAGAAAAUCCAGAUAAAUGGCCGUGGGCGGCGCGACAUUCGAGAGUGAGCUGGAAGGCACGCUAUCGAGAGAGGAGACAAGAGCUCGAUGAGCUCAUAGGAAAGUAUCUCCGCUCCAAAUCGAAAGCAGUCGCCGCUUCUUCCAAUGCCAAGGCUUCGUCCUCGAAGAGACCUCCUCGAGUCUGGUUCACGCAGGAGGAUGAGGAACACUUCGCGCACUACCUUGCAGAACACUGUCCGACUAACCAAGGUCGUCAUGCAAAAAAGCUGUACGAGCAACUUUGCGAAAACACAGACAACCAGUGGCCCUGGGCACAACGGCAUCCACAAAGAAGCUGGUAUCAUCUUUAUCUCCGACGCCAGGAACGGUUUAACGAGCGAAUUUCGGAAAUUCAGCUCACGAAACGGGGGAAACGUGUUAUGGAGGUGUACAUUGAAUCACGAACUGAUGACGCAAAAAUAAAGAAAGCUACUCCACGGCUAUUGCUUGCAGAGGAAGAGGAGGAAUCUGGCUCGGAUACUAAACAAACACUAAAGCCCGAAGAUCCACAGGCACCCACCGCUUCCCUCCCGCUCGUAGAAGUUCUUCAAGAAUCCCAAUCAACUGACGCAUCCCAAUCUCAAGACUCCAUGGAAGUGGACCAACUCCUAAGCGACGACGAGAACAGUAAUAACUCCUCAAAAAUCAUUUCUGGAUCGCUACAUCCUGUCUGCUUGGAGGAACCCGACAGCGAAACCCGGUCCUCAAAGACUAUUAGCACCAAACCUCCGAUUAGACCUGAUCGUUCUCCCCUGGACCAAUUGCGCUGGAUGAGUCCGGAGAAGGAUGAAAUGGAUGAUUCGGUUUGUUCUGACCAGACUAGCUCUCAUCAAUCCGCCCCGAAUGGCCCUAUAAAACCGACUUCAGAAGUAAAAGCUGACAUUUUAGUUUCAAGUAUAUUCACAAUUAAAUGUUCUCAACAAGAGAACGCCAUUGCGUCGUCCUCAAAGCUUACCCUCUCAAGAUUCACACCUGCUUCAGCCACAGCAAACCAAAAACGAGACUUUCCAAUAACGUCGCAGCCCGAUUCAGGCAGUGCCUCUUCACGUACUGCAGACCUGCGGCCUGAAUCUAUUGCUCCGCUCUCUCGUUCCUCUGUUCCGAUCAUUGGCGUAUCAGCACUUGGAGAACGAACGAACCAAACCCCAUCGUCUUUCCUCACACUAACAGCGCCAGAAUGGCACGAGUCGAGUUCAACCUCUUCUCGUCCAGCCGGGACAGAGACCAACGAUGCAUCGUUGUCAUCCCGCUUAGAAGGGGGAAAAGACUCCGCGUCUGCCCGGCCCCAAGAGCUGAAUAUUUCCACCCCAUCUGAACAACCCGAGUUCGACUGGCAAGAGUUUUUAUUCUCUGAGAAGACGCAACAAAAUGUCGAUGUGUUGUUGGAUCCGACAACGAUGUCACCACCUCGCCCUCGCCCAGAUCGACAUGCUCAAGUGGCAGUAUACGAGCCUACGCCAUUAUUCUUCAAGGAGAAGGGGCGAAGGACCAGAGUACGGCGCGAUCGACGCAGGGAGAUUGAAAAUCGACGCCCAAGUUGA